GACUUAGGAUAUAAGACAAAUUAAUUAAAUGGCACAAGUAAAGCUACAUGGAUUUUGGUACAGUCCCUUUACUUUGAGGGUGGUAUUGACCCUUAAACUAAAAGGUAUUCCAUAUGAGAACAUAGAAGAAGAUCGUUUCAACAAGAGUCCUCAACUUCUUGAAUACAAUCCAGUUCACAAGAAGACUCCAGUGCUUGUUCAUGAUGGAAAACCUCUAUGUGAGUCGAUGAUUAUUGUUGAAUAUAUUGAUGAGAAAUGGCCACAAUACCCUUUGCUUCCUGUUGAUCCUUAUGAGAGAGCUCAAGCUAGGUUUUGGGUUAAAUAUGCUGAUGAAAUGAUUCCUGCAGUUGGUGCACUCUUCAGUAGCAGUGGUGUUGAAGAGAGGGAGAAUAGCAUAAACAAAAUCUGGGAACAUCUUAAAGUUGUUGAACAACAUUGCUUUGGCUAUGAGAAGAAUAUUUUUGGAGGAAACACAAUUAACAUUGUGGACAUAGCUUUUGGUUCAGCUAUCAAGUUUCUUAUAACUAUUGAAGAUAUAAUUGAAGUGAAGAUCCUAGAUGCUGAGAAAUUCCCCCACCUACAUUCAUGGUUUAAUAAUUUCAAAGAUGCCCCUGUCAUCAAUGAAAACCUCCCUGAUCAUCAGAAAGUGGUAGCUUUCAUCAAGUCUCUUCUACAAAAGUCUUUGCAAUCUUCUUAAGAAAAGGUAGGUAUAUUUUACAUGAAGUGGUAAUAAGACACAUUUAUGUCUGUGUCAUGUUUUUAUGUGUAUGUUAUCAACCUUGCGAUUGGUUUGUUUUAAUAGUUUACACAUAAAAGUAAUUAUAAGCUUGUUGCAUUUGCUUUGAUUUAAAAUAAAAACAAAAACUUGUGUGUGGUUUAUUAUCAAUAAACAUACAAUAGUCAAAUUGACUA
Cicer arietinum (chickpea) is the source of this 912-nucleotide messenger RNA. RefSeq names its product probable glutathione S-transferase. NCBI's taxonomy places the organism in Eukaryota, Viridiplantae, Streptophyta, Magnoliopsida, Fabales, Fabaceae. The record is from RefSeq and is a predicted model, not a curated record. Gene Ontology annotation, biological process: glutathione metabolic process. Gene Ontology annotation, molecular function: glutathione transferase activity. Gene Ontology annotation, cellular component: cytoplasm.